AUGCACUGUGGAGAUAUAGAAACUAUUAAAGAACGCGUAUAUAUACCACAACUGCUUUAUAGUGCGAAUGAUGGUCUGUCAACUGAUUUAUCCACGGUUGGAUUUCAUUGUUCAAAAUAUGCACCGCAUGAGGUAGAUAAACUGACGAAACGUCGUUACGACCAAACUAAUGCUAAUGUGAAAAAUUGUCUGUCAGCUAUUGAAGAAGCUAUGCUGAUCUGUAGAGAUAAUAUAAAUGCCAGACAUCGACGUUACGGUGAAGAUUUACAGCAAGAUAAUGUUGAAUUACAACUUAUCAAGGAACUAGAUGUUUUAAACAAAUGCAUCGAGCUGUACAAGAAGGCUAUAAAACAAUCUAAAAAUCAAAUAAAACGCAACCGAGAUGCUAAACAAGACUUGGAAAUGGUAUGGAGUGACAAAUUUGAAACUAGUCAGUUAUUGAGUACAGCUGGUCAUUUGAGUCUAUAUGCCAUGAAUAAACAACUCUAUGCUGGUGAAACAAGACGAUAUCCAUUGGCGGUUCAGUCAAAAGUUGAAUCGGAGGCUCAGCACACAUAUCAGGCUAUACUUAGAUCACAGCAUGAAAUGAUGGCAACUGAUGAGUUAUCAACUGUACUAUCCAAUCUUAUUUUUGAUAUCACCACAGAUAUUACCCAACAGAAGGAUACAGUCAAUGCUGCAUUUCAAAAUCACUUAAUUUGCCUUGAAUCACAAUUAGCCGACUAUACAAAAAGAUUGAAUGAAAACUUGCAUGAAAUCGUACAAAUGGAGAAUAGUAUCAAAGAAUUACAUCGGGCUUUAGCUGAAAAGCAUAAUAAUAUCAAACUAGUUCAAACGCGUCUGCACUUGCACAACCAACGACCAGGAAUGGAAAAUGCAUGUGACCCACCACAACAAUCGAUGCUCGAUGAAUUAGCUACAAUACAACAAACUGUAGAGAAUCUACACGAUCAAUUAGUUGCAUCAGAAAACAAACUAAAAAACUUAAAAGAUGAUCAAAUGAUACUAGAAAAGCAGAUUCAAUGA
This is a messenger RNA of Heterobilharzia americana, 1026 nucleotides long. NCBI's taxonomy places the organism in Eukaryota, Metazoa, Platyhelminthes, Trematoda, Strigeidida, Schistosomatidae. The record is from the annotation of a GenBank genome assembly.